Messenger RNA from Meloidogyne enterolobii, 517 nucleotides. NCBI's taxonomy places the organism in Eukaryota, Metazoa, Nematoda, Chromadorea, Rhabditida, Meloidogynidae. The record is from the annotation of a GenBank genome assembly.
UUUUUUAAAUUAUUUGUCAGCUUAAAUGUUAUUCUAAUGCUUUCUCGUUAUUGGCCAUUCCCAAUUGCCGAUAUUGAGGCAAUUGGUAUGUCUCAUAAUGGUAAUCAUCACAACUUACUUCUAGAUAGUAAUGGAACUGAUUGUCCAAAUGGAACUAAAUGGAUUUUAAAUGUUUUUGGUGAUUGUGUUGACAGUUCGUUAAAAAUGUUGGGAUUUUCAGUUGGUGUAAUUUCACUUUUUCUUUGGUUAGUUCCUCUCUUUCCCCAACUUUAUGAAAAUUACAAACAAAAAAGAUGUGAAGGACUUUCAAUAUUCUUUUUAAUGUUUUGGCUUAUUGGCGAUACAUGUAAUUUACUUGGUGCAUUACUUACACAUCAACAGCCACUACAACAAUGGAUAGGCUUUUAUUAUAUUAUACAAGAUAUGGUCUUGGUUGGACAAUUCUUUUAUUAUACCCGUAUAUAUUCAAAUACUAUUGGAGGUAAUUUAAUAAUUCGACAAAUUAAAUCUUUGUAGA